Messenger RNA from Lodderomyces parapsilosis, 1206 nucleotides. RefSeq names its product galactose-responsive transcription factor (gene GAL4). The transcript has a single exon. The record is from RefSeq and is a predicted model, not a curated record. Lineage: Eukaryota; Fungi; Ascomycota; Pichiomycetes; Serinales; Debaryomycetaceae. The coding region runs from base 1 to 1206 and encodes 401 amino acids. Gene Ontology annotation, biological process: regulation of DNA-templated transcription. Gene Ontology annotation, molecular function: zinc ion binding; DNA-binding transcription factor activity, RNA polymerase II-specific.
AUGUCACAAAUGUCAAGCAAUAUUCAAUCAUUUCUCAGCAACAACAACAACAACAACAACAACAACAACAACAACCCCAGCGGCAACGACAUUGACAACUCAGCUUAUGAUUCUUCCGCUUCCACCACCCCAGUUAUUGAACAAGCUUGCGAUUCAUGCCGAAAACGCAAACUCAAAUGUUCAAAAGAAUACCCCCGUUGUUCCAAAUGUAUCCAACAUAAAUGGUGUUGUUCAUAUUCACCGAGAACAGUAAGACUGCCUUUAACUAGAGCUCAUUUAACUGAUGUUGAAACGAAAUUGAGUAAAAUGGAAGAUAUUUUCCAUCAUUUGUUGCCCAAUUAUGACUUGGAUGAUAUUUUAAACAAUUUUGGUAAUUUUGAAGAAAAAUUGAAACCAGUCAAGGAUAAAUUGAGUGAGGCGGGGAAAGACAAUGGGAUAGAUGAGGGAGCGUUUUUUAAUCAACUGGCUGGUCCAUUGGCACAAGACGGUAACGAAUUGGAUCAAGAGCCUUUACCUCCAGCUAUAAAAAGAGAGAUUGACAGUUUUAACCUACAACAGCAGCUGCAACAGCAACCACAACAACUACAAGAGCAAGCUCUUCCAACUGCUGCAACUGCUCCACCACAACCUCACACAUCAAUACCCAGAAAACGUUCAUCAUGCUACGGAUUCACAACUCAACCACAUUCACUAGCUCAAUCACCAAUCUAUGAAGAUGACUUGUUCUCAACAUUUCCUCCUCUCCAACAAUCAAAAUCACAUCCAGUUGAAUCACAAUUUGAUUUCCCCAUUGAUAAAUCCAAAAUCAAACAAGAGAUUAUAAAUGAUUUCCACUUGAAUAAUAUCCCAAUCACAUCAUCAUCAUCGAGUAACACAUCCAUUCCCAAUUCAUUAUUCAGCAAGAGUACAACAAAGUUGAACAAUUACAAUCAUGCCAGGAAAUUCAACCAUAAUGAACUUUCAUCCUUUUUGAAUACUACUGAAAAUAGUUUAUUGACAUCUCCUUCGUCAAUACUAAGUCUAAACUCAAUGACUAAUGACGAUAUUGAUUCAGUUCCAAAGAGUAAAAGAGUCAAAGUCGAAGAAAAUGAAUUAUUUGGACCAGAUGUGAAUUUCUUGUCCAUGGAUAGUAACAACAACAACAAUAAUAGCAACAACAACAACAACAGCAACAACAAUGCUAACUGGCUUUCGCUUGAUUUUUAA